Messenger RNA from Arachis duranensis, 2861 nucleotides. RefSeq names its product probable disease resistance protein At5g66900. Gene Ontology annotation, molecular function: ADP binding. The transcript is spliced from 5 exons. The coding region runs from base 94 to 2610 and encodes 838 amino acids. Gene Ontology annotation, biological process: defense response to fungus. Lineage: Eukaryota; Viridiplantae; Streptophyta; Magnoliopsida; Fabales; Fabaceae. The record is from RefSeq and is a predicted model, not a curated record.
UCAACUUCCAAUCUGCCAAUUAACGCAUUCCUAUAGCUUCUGUUUGUUUCCUCUUUCUUUUUCUCAUCACUUUGAACUUCAUCGCCGUUAAUAAUGGCGCACACAACGCAAAUUGCCGUUCUUGCAUCUCUACUUCAACAGGCAUCCGAGAGCAUCCUUGAAAUGCUUCAAACGGCAAGAAAGAGCAAUCAGAACAGAGGAUUUCUAAGGUCAGUAAUCCUCACAGAGUUGACUCCUCUGUUCAACGAGAUCAAGCAAUACAAUUACGACGACGAACACCUUGAUCGACAAAGAGAGCAAAUCACGGCUCUUAUAACAGAAACUGAUGAUGACGGUGCAAGCCUAUGCAAUUGCAGUUGCUCUUCUUGGUCGCACUUGUGGGAAAAUUGCUUCUCCUGGCUCGUUCGGCAUAUAAAGAAUAAUAAUAAUAAUAACAAUGAUGAUGAUUGUGAUUACUUUGAUGAAGCUUUGAGGGAGGAUUUGAAUGAGACGCUUGAGAAGUUGAGAGAGAUUAUUGAGGUGCUUAAAUGUGGCUGUGUUUCGGAAAGGAGGGGGGUAUGUGGUGUUCCAGAGAAGCGAGGGUUCACGGUGGGAUUGGAGGAGUCAAUGAGGAAGUUGAAGGCGGAGGUUAUGAGGGAGAGGGAUGGCGUGUCAGUCAUUGUUUUGACCGGCUUGGCUGGUUCUGGGAAGACCACUUUGGCUACAUCGCUCUGUUGGGAUCAACAAGUCAAAGGUAAAUUCAGGGAAAAUAUCUUAUUCAUCACAUGCUCGAAAACAUUCAAGAUAAAGAUAAUUGUAGAGAGACUCUUUGAACACUCUGGAUAUCGAGUGCCAGAGUUUCAAAACGAAGAAGAUGCAAUUAACCGAAUGGGAGUUUUGCUGAGGCAUAUUGGAAAAAGUAGUCCAAUGUUGUUGGUCCUUGAUGAUGUUUGGCCUGGUUCAGAAUCCCUUGUUGAGAAAUUCAAAAUACAAACAUCAUCAGAUUACAAGAUUCUGGUUACUUCAAGGGUUGCAUAUCCUAGAUUUGGCACCCCAUGUAUCGUCUUAGAACCACUCAAUCAUGAAGAUGCAUUAACACUUUUCAGUCACUUUGCCCAAUUGGAAGAUAACUACUUCUCAAAUUUCCAAAAUGAUGAAGAUAUUCUCCAAAAGGUUGUAAGAGGUUGCAAGGGUUCACCUCUUGCGAUUACUGUGAUUGGUAGAUCAAUAAGAAAUCAACCUUAUGAAUUUUGGCUCAAGAUGGUAGAGAAAUUGUCACAGUGUCGUUUUAUAUUUGAUUCAAGUGAGGAAUUACUAAAAUGCCUCGAAAAUAUUUUGGAAAUUUUAGAGGAUAAUCCUAUCAUAAAGGAGUGCUUCAUGGACCUAGGGCUAUUUCCGGAAGAUCAAAGAAUCCCUGUUACUGUUCUCUUGGAUAUAUGGACUGAGUUGUAUGGAAUGGAUGAUGAUGGCAUAGAGGCAAUGACUAUUAUCAACACAUUAAACUCUAUGAAUUUGGCUAAUGUCUUAGUUGCAAGGAAAAAUGCUUGUGACGUUGAAAACUAUUACUACAACAACCACUUCAUCGUGGUGCAUGAUCUUCUAAGAGAACUUGCAAUUUAUGAGAACAAUCAAGAAGCAACAGAACAUAGACACAGAAUGAGCAUUGGCAUGAACGAACAGAAUGGCGAAUUUGGGCUUGGGGAGAAGCAGCGAGGCUUCAUUGCUGAAAUCUUUUCAAAAUGUUUGAGAUGGUGUAUUAAUAAACAGAUGCCGCAACAGAUCCAUGCACGCACUUUGUCAAUAACGAUUGAUGAAACUUGCCCUUCUUACUGGUCCAAUAUGCAAACGGCUGGCGUUGAAGUUCUGAUUUUCCAUCUUCGAGCUAAGUUCUUCUCUUUUCCAAUGUUCAUGGAGAAAAUGAGUAAACUCAAAGUUCUCAUUGUAACAAAUUAUGGCUUCUAUCCUUCUGACCUCAACAAUUUCAAGCUACUUGAUUCCUUACCAAGCCUGAAAAGAAUAAGACUAGAGAGAAUUUCUGUUCCUUCCUUCGGCCACUUAAAGAAUCUAAGGAAACUAUCCCUCUACAUGUGUCAAGCAAGUCAUGCUUUCGAAUUUGAUAACUUCAAAUUUUCAGAAGCAUGUCCAAAUCUAGUAGAGUUGAACAUUGAUUACAGCAAAGAUAUGGUUGAAUUGCCUAAUGGAAUCUGCGAAAUUCCGUCGCUGAAGAAGCUCUGUGUCACUAAUUGCCACAAGCUCUGUUCAUUGCCGAAAGAAAUUGGAGAUCUGAAGAAUUUGGAAAUCUUGAGGCUCAAUUCUUGCACUGAUUUGCAAGGAUUACCAGAAUCCAUUGGAAUGCUUUCGAAUCUGAGACUUCUGGACAUAUCAAACUGCAUAAGCCUUCCAAAUUUACCUGAAGAAAUUAGUAAUCUGUGUGGUCUAAGGAAGCUGUACAUGACGAGUUGCGCGAACUGCGAAUUGCCGUCUUUAUUCUCCAAUCUUGAGAAUUUGAAGGUGACAUGUGAUGAAGAAACAGCUACUUUAUGGGAAGCUUUCAUAACAAUGAUUCCUAAUCUAAGGAUAGAGGUGCCUCAAGUUGAUGUGAACUUAAAUUGGCUUCACACAGUUAAUUAGCUAUUGCUAAUGUAUAAGAGAAAGGUUUGGCAUCAUUAAUAAUGGAAUGAAGAAGUUGUUCCAGUUAUGAAAAAUGAGAGAAGGUUGUUGAAAGUUCUAGAACUUACUGUAUUGUAAUAGGCACUACUGUCGAAUCUUCAUUCCUAUCCGUAGGAUGUGAAGGAAACCCUUUGAAUUUCGUACGGCCUUGCUCUCUGGAUUAUUGUAACCUGGAUUUUAUAUGGUUUUAAUAAUAAGGUGCAGAUUUUAAA